AUGAAAGCCCUGAUGAUUUCGCGUGGCGGCGGCGAAGAGGCAUGGGGUUGCCGUGGGGCGGUCUGGCCGGCAGGUGGCGGCAGAGGGCCCCGCUCUAGCGCGGACGGGCUGGGCGAAGAGGAAGCGCAGCAGCCGGUCGCCUCUCCUGCUGGAGGCGGGCGCGCUUGGAGAGCCUGCCGGAGGAGGGAGGAGGACGCCCGUUCCGCAGGCGCGGCCGCUGCCAUGCCGGACAGGGAUGUGCCAUCCUUGGUGUGCCGUUUCUACGCCCUGCAGAGUGAGCGAGUGGAAGCGUACCGCCUUUUCGAGGAAGGCCACCGGGCCUAUCUGAGGAGCGGUCCUGCCUACGACUUCAUCCGCUAUCGGCAGCUGGUGCACGAGAUCACGCUGGCCUUCAACGGCAUCUCGCAGGAAAUCCUGCAGAUCAAAGACCAGCUGGAGGGACCUUGUGGGCGCGGUGACCUGGCCCAGCAUCUGGGGCGGAUCCAGGAGAAGGAGAAGGAGAAGCUUGAGCUGACGGCCCAGCUGCAAAUUGCCAAGCAAAAUGCUCAGGACCAUCCUGGUGCGGAGGCUCACGAGCAAGAAGUGCGGGAUGUGAAGCAUAAGCUAAUUCAAACCAUCGAGGCAAUCAGCGAAAUUCUCCAGGAUUUCAAGUACGAUUCGGAGGAGAACGCCUGAUGGGACGUCCCAUGAGAUCCGCUGCGGCAAGCCGGGGUGGGGGGGUGGGAAGCUUGGGGGGGGUCCGGGGAGCUGCCCACCAGGCCUGACCCUCCACCCCCCCAGGCAGCCCGUCCUGGUCUCCUUCAUGCCAGCCUGCAUGCAGGCCCGAUGCCGUGGUGAGAAGCUCAGCGGGGUGCAGAAAUGGAGAAGCCAUGGUCCACCAGCCUCGGGGGACGCCCGUCUUCUUCCCCUCUCUACUUGGUCUCAACCGGGACUGGUUUAACUUGCGGGGAGGAGGGAGAUGGGCUGUGCCUCGGCGGUGGGCUGGAAUGAGCUUUGGUUUUUUGUUUGUUUCUCCUCAUUCAAUAAAGGGCAGGCAACGGCUUUGA
Molecule: messenger RNA, 1046 nt
Organism: Hemicordylus capensis (graceful crag lizard)
Lineage: Eukaryota; Metazoa; Chordata; Lepidosauria; Squamata; Cordylidae
Gene: REX1BD
Product: required for excision 1-B domain containing
Exons: 5
Coding region: 1-675 (224 amino acids)
Source: RefSeq, a predicted model, not a curated record